Portunus trituberculatus (swimming crab) is the source of this 703-nucleotide messenger RNA. Its product is annotated as pro-resilin-like. Gene Ontology annotation, cellular component: extracellular matrix. The record is from RefSeq and is a predicted model, not a curated record. Bases 44 to 463 code for a protein of 139 amino acids. NCBI's taxonomy places the organism in Eukaryota, Metazoa, Arthropoda, Malacostraca, Decapoda, Portunidae. The transcript has 4 exons.
GAAGGCGUAGAGUAUCAGUCUUGUACCGUCUCUCACACUCAACAUGGCUUUUAAGGUAACGAUGGCUCUGGUGGUGAUGGUGGCAGCAGCAGCGACGGCAGCCCCACAGUACAGUUACGAGCCCCCCGCAGCGCCCUCCUCCCUGUACGAGACCCCAGCACAGAGCAUUGAGGAGCCAUUGCAGGAAUAUGGACCCCCCCUUGAGGCACAACCACAGAACCUAGUGCCCAAUGUGGUGACACCCCCCACCACCUCCGGCACCACCGCGAUGGCCGGCAUGCCCUACGACUUCCAGUGGGACAUACAGGACACAGACAGCGGCAACACCUUCAGCCACGUGGAGAACAGCGACGGACAGACCACGCAAGGAGAGUACCGCGUCCUGCUGCCUGAUGGUCGCACUCAGGUGGUCAAGUUCUUCGAUAACGGCGGAGGAUUCAACGCUGUGGUCACCUACGAGUAGAGAUCCACUCCUCCACUACCUCCACUACACUCCUCUCCUCUCCUCUCCUCACACCCUCACAUCCUCCCUCUUCCUCUUCUCCCAUUUCUCAUCUACUCUCUUUCCACACUGACUAUCUCCUUUUUCCUCUUUCCUUAUCCCACUACACUCCACUCCUCUCCUCUUCACAUCCUCCCUCUUUCUCUCUCCCUCAUUCCUGAUCCUUUCUCCUUCCACACUGCCUAGCUAUCUUCCCUUUCU